Messenger RNA from Penicillium pulvis, 1599 nucleotides. RefSeq lists its product as uncharacterized. The transcript has 12 exons. Gene Ontology annotation, molecular function: hydrolase activity, acting on carbon-nitrogen (but not peptide) bonds. Bases 1 to 1599 code for a protein of 532 amino acids. NCBI's taxonomy places the organism in Eukaryota, Fungi, Ascomycota, Eurotiomycetes, Eurotiales, Aspergillaceae. Gene Ontology annotation, cellular component: cytoplasm. The record is from RefSeq and is a predicted model, not a curated record.
AUGUCGAAGUUUGACUUAAUCGUCACUAAUGGCAAGGUGGUCACUGCCGCCGAUAUCAGCACCUGCUGUAUUGGAAUCAAAGAUGGCAAGAUUCGAGCACUGGCAGAAAGCUUUACGACAGAUGAACUAGAAGGAUCCCGAGUCAUAGAUGCCGAAGGCGCCUAUGUAAUGCCAGGUGGCAUCGAUGCCCAUGUGCACCUCUCACAAGACUUGAAGACAGGACCUCAUGGGCUAGGUGGUGAAUGUGCAGAUAACUUUGAGACUGGUUCCAAAAGCGCCGCAGCCGGAGGAACUACCACAAUCAUUACUUUCGCAACUCAGACUCGAGCAGAAGAAGACAGAAGUCUCAUCAAUGUUAUCACGGCGUAUAAUGCGCGUGCUGAGGCUACGGGUAGCUAUGUUGACUAUGGAUUUCACAUAAUCAUAGUCCGCAAUGAUACUGAUGUGUUGGAAAAAGAGAUGCCAAUAUUGAUGAAUGAGUGGGGUGUCAGCAGUUGCAAGCUAUUUUUGACUUAUGAGACACAGCGCAUGACAGAUUCUCAAUUGUUGGAUGUCAUGUUUGCAGCUAAGAAGAAUUCGAUGACUACGAUGAUUCACGCCGAGAACGGUGAUAUGAUCCAAUGGCUCACUGACAAGCUUGAGAAAAAGGGGAUGGUUGCUCCGUACUACCAUGCUCUAUCACGCCCUCCCUUGGUCGAAGGCGAGGCAACAAACAGAGCCAUCGCGCUGGCACAGCUGAUUCAGAAUCCGAUUCUCUUUGUCCAUGUUGGAUCGGCACUUGGUGCCAGAAAUGUUCGCAAGGCGCAAACAAUGGGUCUCCCUGUUUAUGCAGAGACAUGCCCUCAAUAUUUCCAUUUGACCUGGGAGGAUCUGAAACGCUUUCAUUCUCCCACCUGCUUCGAAAAUAGUAAGAUGAUCUGCUCGCCUCCGCCACCUCCAGAUGCAUCGGACCAAGAAGAACUAUUUGUUGGCCUGGAAAAUGGAACUUUCACCAUUUACUCAUCGGAUCACUGCCCUUUCCGAUACGACGAUCCAAGAGGCAAACCGACCGGCGUGCUUGAAGAUGCUGCAAGCAUGGAAGGCGAGCAUCACUGCACGGGUGAUGAGCUACAAAGUCUUCUCAGGCGGAAACAAGGCUCCUUCCGACUGAUUCCUAAUGGAAUUCCUGGUGUUGAGACUCGAUUGCCACUUUUGUAUACUGGAGCUUUAUCUACUGGUCGAAUCACCCCACAGAAAUUUGUGGAGUUGACAUCUACCAACCCCGCGAAAUUGUAUGGACUUUAUCCUAGAAAGGGCGCGAUUGUGCCUGGUUCUGAUGCCGAUUUGGUCAUUUGGCAUCCAGAAGAUUCUUUCAAGGGCUUCGAUUUGACAAAUUCUAUGCUUCACCAUAACGCUGACUAUACACCUUACGAAGGAAUGGAAUUUGCUAAUUGGCCUCGGUAUACCAUUCUACGAGGUAAAGUCAUAUGGGCCGAAGGUGAGAUUCGAGGAAAGCCGAGGGAUGGGCAAUAUUUGAAGCGCGGUCCCAGUAAACUGGUCCGAGGAGCUGCUAAGGUGACUCAAGAUCCCCGACGUGUCGCGACAUGGCUUUAUGAGUAA